GAGGAGGAGACCGAAGAGAGGAAGGAAACGAGGAUCACGUCACGAAAAGCAGAGUCGGAGUAAAAAAGGAAGAAAAAAAGGAAAAAAAACGGAGUGAACGGUGUUUAAUGGACGAUCCUGAGGUCAGAGCUGCGGCUGAUUGUGUCUGCUGACUGCUGUUGGACUGCACUAACAUGUUUUUGUUAACUUGUCGGGCGUGAAAGGGGAGAAAAAAGCAGCAGGCCGAAGCUUUUCGCAGAGGAAGCGGCAUCAGAAGCAGCAGCAGCAGCAGCAGAUUUCAUCUUUUUUUUCCCUCUCCCUGGAGCCUCGAUAAAGACACCGAGACAGAGACACGGAGACAUGGACAUGUGUGCGUCUCUGCUCCAUAUGCCCGUUUUUUGAAGGAUUUGGAAAUUAAUCCAGGCCCGAUCGUGAGGAGCUGAGGUUUUUUUUUUUUUUUUUUUUCAGUGGAUCUGAGGAAAUCUGCUGCUGACUGAAACACACACACACACACACACACAUACAGUCACAGUUCUUCUUCUUCUUCUCCUCCGUCGCCGCCGCCGCCGCUGGAUUUUGCUUUCAGUUUCUUCUCCUUUUGAAAUUUUUUGAUUUCAUUUGACAGAAGGAACAUUAAUCAUCGGGAGAAAUAACAGGUGACUGCUAGGACAAAUCCAAAAUGAGUGAGCUGGAGCAGCUUCGUCAGGAGGCAGAGCAGCUUAGGAACCAGAUAAGAGAUGCCAGGAAAGCAUGUGGAGAUUCAACCCUGACACAGAUAACUGCUGGUCUGGAUCCUGUGGGGCGGAUUCAGAUGCGGACACGACGCACUCUCCGUGGUCACCUCGCCAAAAUCUACGCCAUGCACUGGGGUUCAGAUUCAAAGCUCCUCGUCAGUGCCUCUCAAGAUGGAAAACUCAUCGUCUGGGACAGUUACACCACUAACAAGAUACACGCCAUCCCCCUGCGCUCCUCCUGGGUGAUGACCUGUGCGUACGCCCCCUCUGGGAACUACGUGGCCUGUGGAGGCCUUGACAAUAUCUGCUCCAUCUACUGCUUGAAGACGCGCGACGGCAACGUCCGAAUCAGCAGGGAGUUACCUGGCCACACAGGUUACCUGUCAUGUUGCCGUUUCAUUGAUGACAAUCAAAUCAUCACAAGUUCAGGAGACACCACAUGUGCACUGUGGGACAUCGAGACAUGUCAGCAGACCACGGUUUUCUCGGGCCACACCGGCGACGUCAUGAGUCUGUCCCUGUCUCCCGACCUUCGCACCUUUGUGUCCGGAGCCUGUGACGCGUCGGUCAAGCUGUGGGACAUCAGGGACAGCAUGUGCCGGCAGACUUUCACUGGCCACGAGUCGGACAUCAACGCCAUCUGUUUCUUUCCCAAUGGCAGCGCCUUCGCCACCGGCUCCGACGACGCCACCUGCAGGUUGUUUGACCUGCGUGCAGACCAGGAGCUUGGCCUCUACUGUCAUGACAACAUCAUCUGCGGGAUCACCUCCGUGGCUUUCUCUCGCUCCGGCCGCUUGCUGCUGGCCGGUUAUGACGACUUCAACUGCAACAUAUGGGACGCCAUGAAGGGAGACAGAGCAGGAGUCCUGGCCGGCCACGACAAUCGCGUGAGCUGUCUGGGCGUGAACGAUGACGGCAUGGCCGUGUGCACCGGGUCCUGGGACAGCUUCCUUAAGAUCUGGAACUGAGCCAUGCACAGAAACAGCAAACGCGGCGUCCAACAGACACAGACAGACGGACAGACUGACGGACACAGACAGACAGACAGACAGACACCACUGGGACACAGUUUGCACCCUGUAUUCACGAUGUAUGUAAGAUUCAACAGACAAACUGCAACAUUGUACUGUACAUAAUAUGUAUGACUUAGGUAUGAAUACACACACACACGACAACACAAGACCAUAACACAUAGUACAGGCUAAAAACUGUAACAAGGCAACACACACGCACACACACACACGUCACACUUAAAAACAGGUCACUGGUUUAAUGUUGUAAAAUCUAAAGUGUGACCAAAUACAGUUGACUCUAUAGCGAAAAAGUGAAAUAACACACAAAUGUCUCUGACCCUGUUCAGACCUGGUAUCAACAUCUGCCCUGAGUGACCCGAUCACCAGUGGACAGCUCUGAGUACAGGUCUGAACGCACCCACUGGUCACACAAAAAAAAAACCCACAACACAUCUGGAGGUGGUUUUGGGGACAAAUGUGGCCACAUUCCUGAUCGACAUGAAUGCAAAUCUGUCCCCGGGACACAUUAGAGACCGCCUCCUCCAUCCGAUUCACUGCAGAUUUUCAGUAUUUUUACACUAUUUAAAGCUCACUGACUUUGAUUUAUUUGUAGCCACUGCCGAAAAUCUCGUUUCGUGUUACAGCAGCGCGAGUAGAGCCCCGUAAUCCACGCUCUCCACUCUCCGAUCACUCACGGCGGAUGUUAAUACCAGGUCUGGAAGGGCCCACUAUGACACGAAACAUGUCCGACAAGCAAAACACAACACACACACACACACACAUUUAACACAUUUUCCUGAGAGACACUGCUCCUCGAGUUAAACAGGAAAAGAAUUGGGACAAUUCUGUCUUUGUUUACAAUGAAGUCAAAAAAAAUGCACUUCAGACGAAACUUUCUGUGCUAUUUUUGUCUCUGUACCACAUGUAUCUCAGAAAUGGUGAUGUGAAGGAAAAGUGGUCUUAGAAGAGAAUCACGUGAGUGCAUUGAAGCUGGGGGGGGGGGUACAUAAAUAAAUAAAUGAAUAAAUAAAUGUGUGACAGACUGGAGGACCCUAUGAUCAACAGUGUUCAAGAAAAACAAACACCUUAUUUUCAUCUGGCUAAAACGCAUCGUGUACUCACUGUUUUUAUAGAAAUGUUCCCCCACAUCCUGUACAUCUGUUCUGAAGGUUUAUUAUUAUUAUGAUUUUUUUUAACACUUGUUUUAUUCAUGUUCUCCCCGUGUGCCUCAGAUACACUUUAAGGAUUAUCAAUAGAGAGUAUCGAUACAGGUAAAUUAACUUAAAGAAAAAAAAGAAAGAAAAAAAAAAAUCUGCAAUUCAGACGGUGGGUGAAAAUUAAAACCAUUACAAGACACAAUAAAAAAACAAAAAAAAACAAAAGCAGGAGCCAUACUUUGACCUUGUCAUCGUAUCUAUCUGGACAUUAUCAUGGUAUAAUUGUACAUAUUAAUAAAUAAGAGCUUCUCCUGCCAGG
Molecule: messenger RNA, 3202 nt
Organism: Solea solea (common sole)
Lineage: Eukaryota; Metazoa; Chordata; Actinopteri; Pleuronectiformes; Soleidae
Gene: gnb2
Product: guanine nucleotide binding protein (G protein), beta polypeptide 2
Exons: 10
Coding region: 659-1681 (340 amino acids)
Biological process (GO): G protein-coupled receptor signaling pathway
Cellular component (GO): cytoplasm; heterotrimeric G-protein complex
Molecular function (GO): signaling receptor complex adaptor activity; protein binding
Source: RefSeq, a predicted model, not a curated record